AUGAGUCUUUUAACAGCAGUAGACCAUACAAUAAAUGGCAGUCAAACAGUGGAAGAGACAGAGAUGGAACGGAUGUUUGGACAUAUGGAGGAAAUGCGUGUAUCAGAGGCAGCACUUGCUGCUAGUGUCUCAGAAGAAGAAGAACAAGAAGACAGUGAGGACUCGAGUGCUUUGGAGGAUCCUGAUGAUGAUGAUGAUGAUGAAGAUAACGACGUAGACGGAAGUGAGGAAGAGGAGACGAGCUGGAUUGCGUGGUUUUGCUCUCUUCGUGAGAAUAGCUUUUUAUGUGAAGUGGACGAGGGGUAUAUUGAGGAUGAUUUUAACCUGACAGGACUUAGCAGCAUUGUGCCAUAUUAUGACUAUGCACUCGACAUUAUCUUGGAUAUUGAGACACCCAAUGACACAAAUCUUACGCAAAUUCAGCAAGAAAUGGUUGAAUCAGCGGCUGAGAUGCUCUACGGACUCAUUCACGCUCGCUACAUUUUGACUACCAAGGGCAUGACCGCCAUGUUAGACAAGUACCAAAAUGUAGACUUUGGUCGUUGUCAUCGUGUCUAUUGUCAAGGCCAGCCCGUGCUGCCUGUCGGGCAGUCGGAUGUACCGAGACACACGACUGUUAACGUGUUUUGUCCCAAGUGUCGUGACAUUUUCUUCCCCAAAUCGCAACGAGCGGGCCAGAUCGAUGGCGCUUACUUUGGUGCGACUUUUCCGCAUGUGUUCCUACUGACGCAUUCCCACCUUGUGGUGCCACCGCCAACGCAGGUAUACGUGCCACGGGUAUUCGGCUACAAGAUUCACAGCACAAGUGAAUACUAUACUGGCAAGAAAAAGAGUGCGUCUAGUCGUGAGCGGGAAAAGUAUCGGAAAGUUAAGACGCUGAUUGACCGCUUGAAGGGUCGACCAGAUGAUGAACAGGCUAGGUGA
Molecule: messenger RNA, 924 nt
Organism: Peronospora belbahrii
Lineage: Eukaryota; Oomycota; Peronosporomycetes; Peronosporales; Peronosporaceae
Source: the annotation of a GenBank genome assembly